UUUAGUCGCGUGAGAAUGAACUUCUCUAUUGGACUGGCUCUGUUUCAGCCACAAAGCAGAGACACGAAAAGAGAGAAUCCAAGUUCAGAGCACUAACUGCAUUGCGUUUGGGCGAAUGCUAACUUUACCGCGAAAGCGAUGAAGAUGCUAAACGUCACAACUAGUUUUGUAACCAUGGCCUCAGAAUUCACAGCUCUCCGAGGUUUCACAGUUCGGUCAUCGUCCGCUGGUUUUCCUUCUUUUCUUCCCAAAGAGGUUGACAAAAUCAAAGACCCAUUUGCUCGAAAGCUUGCUACACGGAUUGAGAGGCUCUCUGUACCUGUCAAAUUCACAGAGAAUUCUAUCAUGACUAGUUGUGUGAGGCCAUUGAUAAAGUGCAAGACCAGUCCAGUGGUUCUUCUUCAUGGUUUUGACAGUUCCUGCUUAGAAUGGAGAUACACUUAUCCACUGCUUGAGGACGCUGGUUUGGAGACCUGGGCUGUUGACAUUCUUGGUUGGGGCUUCUCUGAUUUAGAAAGACUUCCAUCAUGUGAUGUGGCCUCUAAGCGUCAUCACUUUUAUGAGCUUUGGAAGUCCUACAUCCAAAAGCCAAUGAUAUUGGUUGGACCAAGCCUUGGUGCUGCUGUUGCGAUUGACUUUGCAGUAAACCAUCCGGAAGCUGUUCAAAAGUUAGUUUUGAUUGAUGCAAGCGUGUAUACAGAAGGCACAGGAAACCUAGCAACCUUGCCUAAAUGGUUAGCUUAUGCCGGAGUAUCUUUAUUAAAGAGCAUCCCGCUGCGCUUAUAUGUAAAUUUCUUGGCCUUCAAUGACAUAUCAAUCAGUACGAGCUUAGAUUGGACAAACAUUGGUCGCUUGCAUUGUUUGCUCCCAUGGUGGGAGGAUGCAACUGUUGAUUUCAUGAGGAGUGGGGGUUAUAAAGUUGGUGCUCAGAUUGAACAGGUAAAGCAGAAAACGCUUAUCAUAUGGGGGGAGGAUGACAAGAUCAUCAGCAACAAGCUUGCAGUGAGAUUGCAGUGCGAACUGCCAAAUGCAACCAUACGCCAAAUUGCAGAUUGUGGUCACCUUCCUCAUGUGGAAAAGCCAAGAGAAGUAGCCAAGUUGAUUGAAGAAUUUGUUCAAGAAGAUUGCUCAAAAGAGCUUGCAUACAGUUCACUAGUCUGAAAGUCCCCCCUCCUUAACCCUCUUCUUAAAUUAUGAGUUUUUUCAAUUGGGUUCAUUUGGGCAAUGUUCAAAAGUAGACUGUCCUUUUUCUGCAUUAGUUUUGUUUUUUUUUUUUUUCUUUUUUUUUUUUUUAUUGGGGGUACAGUUUCGAACUCAGGUUUUCCGUCCAAAAAAUAGUGGAGUUUAGUCAUUGAACUUGAGAUGACUCAUUUUUGCAUUAGUUAUUUAUGUCUCCUACUGUUAGAUGUAUGCUUGAUCAUUAUAAUAUGAUGAAAAAUGUCUGCGUCAAAAAUCAAUGCAAGCAUUCUUACCUCCAUGGGACUCAAAAAACCGCCUUAAUUGCAGAAAACAAAUUGGUAUGAAAUAAAAUUCACGUGUAUGUACCCUCUCCCCCAUCAUUGAAAUCUAGGUAUGGCAUGCUAAGAAUAAUAUUUAAAAAAUAUUUGCUUUCCUUUUCACGUGUUGUUGAAAAACACUUUUAGAUACAUAUACCAAUACAUUGAACCAAGAAAAGGACACGUUGAAAGUAGGCAAUACAAAGCAUUUUUCAAACAACAUGCAAAGUUUUGCAGGUAAAAUUAUCUUUUUUCCAUUUUCCAAUACGUCUCUAAAUCUGCUAAACAGUUGCUGCUAAAUCUUGCAGGCACUUGAACAUGUGUUUUAUUAAGAUUUGUAAGAAAAAAUUGACAGCAAAGAAAGCUUGUGAAGAGUGAAAGUUGGGGACGGAAUUCAGAAUAGCAUAUGUCAUGUGUGAUAAAGUCAGCGUCUAUCUAUUAUGUCAUACUCAACGAUUCAGAAUUUGUGGCCAAAUGGUUGGUAUAUAGGUAGUUCACAGGUCUCAAUCUCUCAACAUUCAAAUGUUGCCAAAGCUUUUUCAUAUACAAGCUAAUAAUCAGAUUUAUAAUUCUACUUUUUUGGCAACGCAAUUAAUACCGGUGGUUUUAAUAAACUUUUUUGAUCCUGGGUAUGAAAAAUAUAAGAUGUCCUUCAGCGUAAAAGGUUGCCAAGACAACCAAAAUAAAUAAUAAAUAUAAGACAACCAAGAAAGUCCAAGGAUCGGCAGAAACUGUCCAAAAAAGCAUAAAAGAACACAUGUGCACGUGUCACUUCGGCAAGAAAAGGAAUAAUAAAAGAAAGGCCACCGGUCAUGGAUAUUACCAAUUUAUCAUUAUCAUUUUUAUUGGUUUUUCGGAGAUGGGAAAGUGAACCAAAAAAUUAGCUUGGGUAGAGAAGAUGGGGGAGCAGAGUUUUUCCAUGAAAUUAAAAAAAUACAGCUCUUAGAUAUACAAAAAGGACCAAAAAAAUAAAAAUAAAAAUCUAAAAACAAGAUCAGGUUCUACAGCCCCCCAUUAGCUGUCAUAUCACCAUUCACAAAAGGAAUCAAAUUCCUCAGCUUUUCUCAUAGGGGGGUGGAGAAAAACCCAACCACAACCCAAAAAAAAAAAAAAAACCCUACUGGGGUUUGCGUCUAGAUGUUUCUCUACCCAUCCAUAGUGCUCCUGACCGUGGCUAAAAUGUUAUCCACACAUCAAACCUCUCCCCCACUUCUUCCCCCAACAUAUACCUCUUUUUAAACAUACUGUGUCUAUAUUCAUCCCCACAUCAAAAAGCUUGAAAACCAGAAGAACAUGAGGAA
Messenger RNA from Ziziphus jujuba (common jujube), 2797 nucleotides. RefSeq names its product alpha/beta hydrolase domain-containing protein VTE7. Gene Ontology annotation, molecular function: catalytic activity. The record is from RefSeq and is a predicted model, not a curated record. Bases 139 to 1161 code for a protein of 340 amino acids. Lineage: Eukaryota; Viridiplantae; Streptophyta; Magnoliopsida; Rosales; Rhamnaceae. The transcript has 10 exons.